CCCGAGAAGGAGAGACACGUUCGAACAUUGGACAUCGAAGCCGUGGAAGGCAGGAGUGUGUCGCUGCCCUGUCCGCUAUCGGCCCCACUAGACGACGUUAAUAUGGUGUUAUGGUUCAGAGACAACGCCGGCAUCCCAUUAUACAGCUUCGAUUUUCGCAGUAAAUCACUGUCACAUGUGAGGCACUGGUCAGCACCUGAAGUCUUUGGCUCCCGUGCAUUGUUUAAUGUGAAAUCAUCGCCGGCAUCGCUGGACAUUAAGGAUAUCAAGCGACACGAUCAGGGAGUGUAUAGAUGCCGUAUUGAUUUUCGAACCAGCCAGACCCAGAGCUUUCGACAUAAUUUAUCAGUCAUAAUCCUGCCGGAGCAUCCCAUUGUCCUGGACCGCUGGGGACGUCAAUUGAAUGGCACCAUCCUCGGGCCGAAGCAAGAAGGAGAUGACAUCAUGAUAUCGUGCCGAGUGGUCGGGGGUCGACCACAGCCCGAAGUUCGGUGGCUGGUGAAUGGACUUCUGGUGGAUGAUCAAUAUGAGCAGAACUCGGGAGAUGUCAUUGAGAAUCGUCUGAUGUGGCCGGCCAUUCAAAGGACCGAUCUCAACUCCGUAUUCACGUGUCAAGCUACCAAUACACUACUGGCAGAGCCCAAAGAGAGCAGCUAUGUACUUGACAUCUAUCUGAAGCCUCUGGAGGUGAAGAUUAAAGAGCCUCCGGGUCCCCUGGUUGCCGAUCGUCGCUAUGAGAUGACCUGCCAGAGUUCAGGCUCGCGCCCCAAUGCAAUUAUCACGUGGUACAAGGGGAAACGGCAAUUGCGAAGGACACGGGAUGACGUUUUGAAUAAUACCACCCGUUCGGAAUUAAGUUUCGUGCCAUCAACGGAGGACGAUGGAAAAUCCAUAACGUGCCGAGCAGAAAAUCCCAACGUGAAUGGAUUGUAUCUGGAAACUUCACUCAAACUGGAUGUUGUCUAUCCGCCGAUGGUGAAUCUUCGAUUGGGUUCAACAUUGUCAGCAGAUGACAUCAAGGAGGGUGACGACGUUUAUUUCGAGUGUCACGUUCAGGCCAAUCCUCCGUGGAGGAAAUUACUGUGGUUACACGAUGGUGUUUACCUGGCCCACAACACCACGGCCCGCGUGAUAAGGUCGAAUCAGAGCCUCGUCUUGCAGAAAGUGACGAGAUUCUCGGCCGGAAACUAUGCCUGCAGUGCAAUCAACCAAGAGGGUGAGACGGUGAGCAACCAACUGCCUCUCAGGGUGAAAUAUACACCAAUUUGUGCGACAGACAAAAUUCUCAUUGUUGGCGCUGGCAAAGAUGAGAAUGUGGAGAUUGUUUGCGAUAUUCAUGCCGAUCCACCAGCCAGAACGUUCCGGUGGAAGUUCAACAAUUCGGGAGAGACCCUGGACGUGGGCUCUGGCCGGUAUAGCAGCAUUAAUGGAACUCGUAGUGUCCUACAUUACACCCCUGUUACGGAUCAGGAUUUUGGAACGUUGUCCUGCUGGGGGAUCAGCGAAAUCGGUCCACAGGCUCAGCCAUGCAUGUUCCAAGUUGUACUAGCAGGAUUCCCAUCUGCAGUGAGCAACUGCACAUUGUACAAUCAGACGCAAAUGUCUACAGAGAUACAGUGCAUUGCCGGAUAUGACGGCGGUUUGCCGCAAGUGUUUGUACUGGAGCUGUAUUCACAGAGAACGGGUCGCACGAGAUUAAACUUCACGAACUCCGAGGAGCCCUACUUCAUUCUGGAUUCACUGGAUACACUGUCGUCUCUGAUGACAGCGGAGAACGAGACGCUGGCUGCCAGGGUGUUUGCCGUCAAUCAGAAAGGCCGCAGUCAAGGCACCGUCGUGCCCAAACUACAAAUCGGCAAUCGUGUGAAACAGACAGAACACCAAAAUCCCCUUCAGAUGUCACCAGUUUUAAUUGGUGCCGUGAUAACUGUGAUCGUCAUCUGUGUGGCAAUUAUCCUGCGGAUAUGCUAUGUGGUUGGUGUGCGGAGCAGACGCACCCCCAAGACAUCCCAGCCCCCAUCAUCGGGGGCCAACUUUGUGUUCAGCGGGGGCGGCGGAGGCGCCAAAUUGGAGAAGGGCGGCGGCGGUCAAAAGCCACGGUGGCAGACAGAUGUUAAAUCAAAAGCAUCCUCGACGAUGGAUACGUCUGCUGGCACCAUCAUGAGCGAGGAUGAAAAGGAUCCAGAUGUGAUACCGCAGUACGUGGCAGAUCACCCACACAACCAGUACCAUCAUCAUCAGCCGACGUUUGAGCAGCCGACGCACGGAUGGGCGCAGCAGAGUGCGAAUACAUCUAAAAGUGAGGCGCUGAUGAAUGGAGAUUGCCGCGCGACGCAGGUGCCAGCGGGAGCAACAGGAGAUUUGGAUAUCAACAUAACAGCCAUCCGGGACCGCCUAAUGACGACGAGGGUUCCCGAGAGCUGCGUGUGAAACGUCAUAUCCGCCGCACUGUACAUAUCACACUAUCGUAUUAAACGUACUCGUAGAACAUCCUCGUGGAUUAAGGUGAAAAUGACAGACUCUAUUUAUACGUGUAUAUUUGUGGCGGAAGUUGCUACACUGCAAUUAUCUGCUGUGUAAAUAAUAAAG
Phlebotomus argentipes is the source of this 2589-nucleotide messenger RNA. RefSeq names its product neural cell adhesion molecule 2 (gene side-II). The annotation marks the transcript as partial. Lineage: Eukaryota; Metazoa; Arthropoda; Insecta; Diptera; Psychodidae. The record is from RefSeq and is a predicted model, not a curated record. The transcript has 20 exons.